CCGCUCGGGCCGGCCUUUGCUUUCCGCAUCCUCCCACGCCCAGUCUUCGGGCUUCGGCGCCCUUGAGGUUGCCGCGUACCCUGUGCCGCGAUCUGCGCCGCUUCCAGCCCAGCUAGCUCCUUGCGGCUGUAGGUUCCUGUCACACGGUGACUGCCACCGCGCAUCUCGGCCCUCCACGCUCUGACUCCAGUAGCUCUGACCCUUCCUUGUCUUGCAGUCCGCUGCGCCCUGAAAUGCAGCUUUCCCGGGCACCCUUCCUGCUUAUCGAUUAACUGGAUCCGCUCCUUUGCUGCUUUCAGUUCCUGGAAUGCUCUCCCCCUCCCUCUUCUAUACCGGUGUAAAUCCUGCCCACCCUUCUAAAACGACAGCUGCCCAACCCCCACACCCCCGUCCCCACCUUUCUCCUGACUUUCCUUGAGCCUCCACCUUGUCUCUGAACUCUCAAAACGCCUCUUCUCUUCUGGUCACCGGCGUCUUCCACUUCGUCUAACAGAAUUUUGGGUGCAUAGCUUAUCCCCAUCAGACCAUAAGCUCCUUUGAGACACAAGCCAUAUUCUCUGCAGCCUUUAUAGCACGAGUAAAAGGUAGACAGAUAAGUGAGUAAAUCUAAGCUGAGGUGGAUGGAUCCAUUUGAGGAAAUGAGUUUUCCAGAGGAGAGACCUGAGCCUUGAGGUCCUCCCAUGUUUAGGGGGCAGAAAAAGAGAAAAGAGCCACAAUCUGAAAAGGUUUUUGCAGAUUGCACCCCUAUGUCAUUUCCAUUAUGGUUCUUGUUUUCUUUUAACUGUUUUUCUGAAACCUUCAGUCUAACCCCAUAAAAGACCCAGCCUUGAGCUUUAUUGAGAAAAUGGAUGUCCCUCAGAUGAGAAUGUUCUCCUGCUAACCUCAAAAGUUUUCUUCAUUUCCAAGGUUAAUCCUUCUACCUGGGCUUCUAAUUUCAUCUUUUCCUGGGCCAUCCUAGAUUUUGUUCCAUCCCAUCCACCUCACUUUUAUCCUCAGUUUAGCCACGUUUCUUCUCCUCUAAAACAUAGUCAUAUCUCCUUAUCAAUAAGCAAAACAAAAGUAGAAUUUACUUGACCUUGUUACCUUUUCAGGCUGCUGCCCUAUCACUCCUGUUCGCUUAACCAGCAAAUCACAAGAAUAUCAAUUCGUAUCUUUGGGGUGAGAGGGAGUUAUGAUCCUUCUAAUAAUCUGUUUUUCUGCGUCCUAGAAAAAAUGCACAGACACGUGAACCUCGCGGGACGGGGUUCAUGGGGCCUGCUGGGGCUCUGGCUAAGAAUCCAUGCUUUUUACUUAAUGCCUGUUCCAAUUUAGUGCAUUAAAUUGACUUCUGUCCUAGGUUUACCUGUGAUCUGGUCACCUGUUCCCAUCCAGUGAUCCCAUCUGACCAGUUUUCAUGGCACUUUACAGUAGUGUUUCCCAAUUUUUAUUCUGGCCCAGUACACCCAAAGAUACAGCAUACCUCUGUCAGUGGUAGUGACUUGAUACAGCAGUGAUUUUCAACCACUGUUGUAGUUAAAUGAAAAUGCAUCCCAGAUGUUUCUGGAAUUUCCUACCUGUUUUCUUUCCGUAAUUGUUUUCUUUCUUCAAACUGGCGUUCCCUUGGCCUCUUUCUCUUGGGUUUUAUCGUCUGUUUCAGUGACACUUGUUACUUCCAUAUGUAUCCGUAGCCUAGCCUCUCUCCUAGGAUUUGUUCCAAAUUUGCAUAUCCAUGUGCCUGACAGACAUCAUCACAUGAAUAUUGUAUUGAGCAUCUUUUCUUUCUUGUUUUUUUUUUGGAGGGGGGCUGCGUUCGGUCUUCGUUGCUGCGCGUGGGCUUUCUCUUGUUGCAGAGAGCGGGGGCUUCUCUUCGUUGCAGUAUGCGGGCUUCUCAUUGCAGUGGCUUCUCUUGUUGCGGAGCACGGGCUCUAGGCGCGUGGGGCUCAGUGGUGGUGGCUCGCGGGCUCUAGAGCGCAGGCUCAGUAGUUGUGGCGCACGGGCUUAGUUGCUCUGCGACAUGUGGGAUCUUCCCGGACCAGGGAUGGAACCCGUGUCCCCUGCAUUGGCAGGCGGAUUCUUAACCACUGCGCCACCAGGGAAGUCCCUUUAUUGAGCAUCUUAACUUUAACAUGUCCAGUUCAUGAUCUUCUUGACUGAUGCUUAUUGACACCACCAUCCCCCUACACACAUAGUGACACACACCUGUUUCUUCUUUCUUCUAUUAGCAGUAUCCCACUCCAUAAAGUUUCCUUAGUUGUUAACUUGGAGAUAUUUUCAGCUUUGCCCUAGCCCAUUCAGUUAAUAAGCCUUGUUCUACCUCUAGAAUAACUUCAUCUGUCUUCUGUUUUUCCAUUGCCCUGCCUUAGCUCAGGAUCUGUGAAAAGUUUUUGUUAAUUUGAAAAUAGGAGAAAUCUCAGGUUGGAUUAGACAAGUGAGGAAAAUGAGGUUCUAGAAAAAUUUCAUCUGUCAGUAGAUCUGUCAGUCUUCUAGGCAAGAUGUACUGUCCUGUCCUUCUUCCUCCAGCCCUGAGAAGAGGUGGUCCUAUAACUGGUUAGCAUCUGGCCAGGGUAAUGGGGGAUAGGAGGAGAAAGAAUAAGUGAGGGGGAGGUUGAAGGCUGCAGGUCUCUUUGCUGGGAGCUUGUUUAUUACCUUAGUGUCCUGCUCUGUGUGUAUAUGUGUGUUCUUUUUGUUUGUUUUUUUUUAAAUAAAUUUAUUUUAUUUAUUUUUGGCUGCGUUGGGGUUCUUCGUUGCUGCACCCGGGCUUUCUCUAGUUGCCGUGAGCAGGGGCUACUCUUCGUUGCGGUGCGAGGGCUUCUUGUUGCGGAGCACGGGCUCUAGGCACGUGGGCUCUAGAGCGCAGGCUCAGUAAUUGUGGCACACGGGCUUAGUUGCUCCGUGGCACGUGUGUGUUUUCUUACUGUCUCACAGCUUGGGGUCCUUUCAAACCCCAGAUAACCUGAAUACAACCCUUUCUCAUCUUGUCCCUGUGCCAUUUGGUUUUCUUCCUCUGACCUUAUUUAAUGUCACUUUCAAUAGUCACUUGGAAUUAUGAUUCAAGGAAGCUGUGCCUCAGUUCAGUGUGGGAUCUACCCUCAGGGACUGGCUCAAAGGCAGUGUUCAGCCCAUGGGACUUACUCUGAGAAGCACUUAGAUGUCACACCCUACCCCUGACCCCCUCAACCAGCUAACCUGAACUUUUCUCCUUUCAUAUUCUUGACUUUUAAGAAAGAAGUUAUUCUCACUAACUUCAGUCUUUUAAUUUUAAUUCCCUCAACAGAGAGGAGGCUGAGAAUAUACAUUCAUAGUCCCAAAUUGAGGAACGUUUUGUUCAAGAUGAGAGAUUCCCAUUCUAAACUUUCUCUUGUUCCCUGGCUCAGAAUGUCCAGGGAAAUGUCCAGGGAACAGUUAAGUUGGAAGUAAUUUAUCUCAUGCAAAUGGGACAACAUGCCAACUGCCAAGCAACUAGCCGACAUUGGCUACAAGACCUUCUCCACCUCCAUGAUGCUCCUCACUGUUUACGGGGGCUACCUCUGCAGUGCCCGAGUCUACCACUAUUUCCAGCGGCGCAGCUCCCAGCGCCAGGCUGCAGAAGAACAGAAGACCUCAGGAGUCCCGUAGAACUGGGGGGCUUUUUUCCUUGAGCAGAGAGACCUGAGGCAUGUUGUGGAAAGACCUCACCUGCAAUCAUUUCUGAGUCAAGAGGAUCAGGGCCUUAAUGGUUUUCGAACUCUGCUGGGAAAAAGUGCCCAUGUUUUUUCUGGUACAGUCAGUUUGGAGAGGCUAUUGAAUCAUAACAGGAAUGGGAGGGUGAGGCACACCUACAGACAUUAAAUAUUUUGCCAUGUC
Molecule: messenger RNA, 3822 nt
Organism: Orcinus orca (killer whale)
Lineage: Eukaryota; Metazoa; Chordata; Mammalia; Artiodactyla; Delphinidae
Product: cytochrome c oxidase assembly protein COX14
Exons: 2
Coding region: 3421-3594 (57 amino acids)
Biological process (GO): mitochondrial respiratory chain complex IV assembly
Cellular component (GO): mitochondrion
Source: RefSeq, a predicted model, not a curated record